CAAUGAUGAAGAGUUUGGUGGUUGUCCUGCUGUCGGUUGCUGCAGUAUGCGCAUGGCCGUACCCGCGUUACGAGGAGGUCGUGCGUGACCCCAAAACCUCCGACCUGCUGUACGGCACCAACUCUGGACCUCACACCGAAAACUGGUACUUCAGCACUCAGGCCUACGUGACGUCCAUCAUCAUUCCGUCGCAGAUCAUGGACUUCUGCGGCACAGACCCACUGAAGAAUGGAACGUACCAGGAGGAGGUUGUCCUUAACCUGUACGAGUGGAAACUCUCGACGUCCAGGACGGAGACGUACUUGGUGGCGUCCGGCUCCUUCAAAGCCACCGUCAGCUUCGGUCAGGAGAUCGACAUCCCGCUGCGGAACGAGACGCUGGGCCGCGCGCCCCGAGUCGGCCCGUUCUACAGCAGCACCAGCGGUUACCGGUACACGCUCGACAUCGUCUUCAAGACGGCCGGCGUCUACCCGUGGUACACGACGAGGGCGCUCUCCACCUACUCCUUCGUCAGCUCGUCGACGAAUCUACCCGGAAUUGCUAUCGGUCUGUGGUACGCCAUCUAAGAAGUUGUGUCAAACGAGCCCGUCGCCGUGGUCAGAUACGACACUCUACCGUUGCUCGUAGACU
Messenger RNA from Schistocerca cancellata (South American locust), 630 nucleotides. RefSeq lists its product as uncharacterized. The transcript is spliced from 3 exons. Lineage: Eukaryota; Metazoa; Arthropoda; Insecta; Orthoptera; Acrididae. Bases 3 to 566 code for a protein of 187 amino acids. The record is from RefSeq and is a predicted model, not a curated record.